Aspergillus caelatus is the source of this 2809-nucleotide messenger RNA. RefSeq names its product TRAPP III-specific subunit 85 family protein. Lineage: Eukaryota; Fungi; Ascomycota; Eurotiomycetes; Eurotiales; Aspergillaceae. Gene Ontology annotation, biological process: endoplasmic reticulum to Golgi vesicle-mediated transport; protein localization to phagophore assembly site. Gene Ontology annotation, cellular component: cytoplasmic vesicle; phagophore assembly site; TRAPPIII protein complex. The transcript has 2 exons. Bases 258 to 2492 code for a protein of 744 amino acids. The record is from RefSeq and is a predicted model, not a curated record.
UAUCACGUUGCGUUGGUGUUUCUGCCGUGGUGACUUGGCCUCCAACCCGUCAACAACAACAUCCCUCCUCCUUGUCCCUCAAUCUCCGUCUUCCACUUUCUUCCUUCUCUCUAAACCCACGUGUUACUCCAAUACUAACCGCUCCUACGUGCAUCCCCCCCCUCCCCCGCCCCCUCUUUGUCUUUAUAGCUUCGUUCCAUGGGCUCUAAAGUCCCUUCAAUUUCUAUAAGUCCCGCUUCGCCAUCCACUCGGAGUCCAUGACAUCGCCCGGAGAUGCUGCUCCGGUCAGACCUCCGCCGUCCUUCUCGCCCGGCGUUCCGCGAGUCGCAUCCAAGACGAGAUACCCAGAUCAGCGCCGCGACUCUUCUCCAAAUCUAGAUUCGAACCUAGUAGACUCGAGAAUUGCCACGUCUCCCCCGCAACCCCCUCUUUCGGCCACCGCGGCGGAGCUGCCGAUUAGAUCCGCAUCGCCCCAUGCUCGAUCUAUAAGAUCGUCAACGCCGCAAUUGGCCCGAUCAUCACUAGGUUCUCCGACGGAAGGACGUCUGGAUGGUUCUGAAGAUAUACGCUCUUUGAUAAUACGCUCAUUCUCCCCAGUAGUCGGGGUCUACGCAUCGGUCGAUACUGAUGAACUAGUCAGACAAAAAGGCUUUGCGGGCGGCUUUUGGGAGCUGAUUCGCCCCUUUGGAGAGACUGUUCCUGGGAAGAUCGUGGUUCGUGAUAGUGUAGGGGCAAGUCGUGGAUGGGAAGAUUAUGGGGUCCGGUUUGUCGACUUGGGGGACAACCCACAGGUUUCCUCUGAACCGAGAGCGCCGCCUCUGACACAAUUAGAGGAAGCACUGGAGAGGCAACUGGAAGCGCCAUAUGAUCCACUGGGAGGUAUACUACGGCCAAAGGAUUUUCUCAGUUUUCCUACAACAUCUCCAUUAUAUAAAUCAUUUCUGCGCCAGCUGUUAUCAGUCUCUUCUCCAACCCCGCAUGAGACAUUCCGGCACCCCGUGGCAAGCGUUAUCGUCAUUAGCUCACGGAACACUUCUCCUCUUGAGACUUUACGACGGCUAUAUGCGGACACCAGCAAUGGAGAUAGGAAGCUACCGGAGUGGGUUCAUCCCGAGUACCUCCGGUACUAUGUCCUAGUUCAUGACGAGGAUCGCGAUGACAUCACGGAAUCAACGAAGCUUUACGACCAAAUGAAACGUCACUUUGGCCUGCAUUGUCAUCUCUUGAGACUACGGAGCAACCAAUGUGUUGUGACCGAUGACGACAGCUGCCAGGCUCCCGAAGCCGAAUGGCUUUCACCUGCAGAGCGUCUGUCGGGUCGAUCAGAGCCUCUAGUCGAUCUUGAUACAGAUGGUCUGCCGUAUCUUUUCGAGUCCGAUGUCACUGCAAUCAAAGCCUUCGUCCGGGAGUUGGUCGCUCAGUCCGUGAUACCGUAUAUGGAGAAUCGAGUAACUGUUUGGAAUGAUCAGGUAGCAUCACGAAGGCGUGGCAUCAGUGGCCGUUUCAUGUCAAUGUCUCGACGGUGGGCAGGUUUCGGGUCUGGCUCUCGAUCCAGCCUUAUCGGCUCGGGUGGUGGAACCAGUGGAAAUUACGAUCUUGCUCAUGGCUUCUACAAACCGGAUGUACCCGAGGCUAUUCUCCGAAAGAUGGCGGACUUUGCCUUCAUGCUGCGGGACUGGAAGCUAUCAGCAUCCACCUACGAACUCCUCCGGUCAGACUAUGCGAAUGACAAAGCGUGGAAGUACCAUGCUGGCGUCCAUGAAAUGUGUGCUGUGAGCAUGCUUCUGAACCCUCUUUCCAUGCCUGGAAAAUCCAAAAUCAAUGAUAUCGAUCAGAUGAUUGAAACCGCCUGCUAUUCCUACCUUACAAGAUGCUCAGAUGCACCUCAUGCCUUACGUUGUCUCUCCUUGUCCAUGGAAUUACUGAAGUCUCGUGGAGGUUCUGGAAUCGAAAGUGCCGCAAGAUGGGCCAUGCGGGCCAUGGACCUGAGUCUAGUGGGCUCUAUCGGUCAGGCGCUCUUCAGCGAAAGGAUUUCAGCUUGCUAUGCCUCCCGAAAUGCAAUCAACGGAGUGAAAUUCGGCUCUCGGCACCGAAAAGCUGGUAUGUGGAGUGUUCUCGCUGCGGACCUAUGGCUUAGACUAGGGAAGCCAUCACUGGCGUCUGCGUCACUCGAAGAGGCCGAACGCCUUUAUGCAGAUGUUGUGGACAGCAACGGCGCAUUUCCCAUACCGGAGAUGCAAGCCUUCGUUGAUAACUUAAGACAUGCAGUGAAGGUUGAAUAUCUCGAGUCUAGAGGCUUAGAUACUGGGGAUGAGGCGGCGACGGCCGAUCCUCUAGACGCCUUCGAAACCGAGGAGACGAGUGAAAAACUAGACAAGCGGAAGAAUCGGAAAUCGCUGAUCGCUAAUCCGAUGGACUCAGGCGGUCUUAGCCCUGCUCAAGGAGCGAGAGAUGAUGAUAAUCCUGCAAAUGACGAUUUUGAACGAGCUUAAGGAUGCAAUGGCUAAUAUAUGGGCGUACAAAGAAAGGGCAUUUGAUAGACACACGACCAAUCUAAUUUAUUUUUAUGUCUGAGAGUCUUCUUUAUCAAUCGCCUCAGAUGGGUGUCUAUGUAGGUUUGGUGAAUAACUAUUUUGCAUGAAGCGAAAGAAUAUCGAUCUCAGACACCGCAACUCAGGAGCCGUAGUGAUGAUGUCAGUUCAUUCAUGCACACUGACCCGUUACACAAGGUGUUUUCUACCCGAUAAAGACAAUGUCAAUAGUAGAGGCAUGUAUAUAUUGUUCCGCCUUCAUUCCAUGUUCUCAGUCC